UUUUUUUUUGGCUUGUCCUUGCUUACAGGGAAAUCUUGAUUGGAUAUUGUGGUAGUUGGACAAUCCACUAUGGCGAACGGAGGUACGAUUGCGGGCGACACCAAGUGGAAAAUCUUGCUAUUCGGUGCCAUUCCCGACACACAAGUGUUGCUGGAGAAGCUCCACGAAAUUCACGAUGGACCCGCUGGCCCUUUCCAUGUUGCCUUUGUUACAGGCUUUGUCGAGAAUGUGCGAGUUUUGGAGAAGGCGAAUGCGCCGAUUCCAGUUUACUUGUAUCCAUUUGCUCAAUAUCGGAAUGCUGGAAUCGACUGCGACUGGCCAUCGAACUCCGCGAGGCCAUCGGAUCCAUUGUCGCUCUCAUCGCAGUUAUCUACUCCAGAGACCACACAUGGGAAACCUCCCUGUGCGACUCGCCUUUACGAUGCACUCCGUAUUGCGAACAAUUUUUUCAUCCUUGGUGAUUGUAGCCGUACGUCUUCUGCCUUAUUGUACCGUCUACCGCUUUCCGCUGGAAGCGGCGCCGCCAGCUGCGGUAGUCCCAUAUGCGAAACAAGCCAAGGCUCACCACAUUCCACAUCACCUACUUCCCCAAAGACACCGCUCAUUGUUUUGGUCUGCCCCGGAAUUGUCUCAAAUAUCCCGCUAAUUAUGAAUCAGCUGGCGUUGACCACCACCAAUCACGGUUGUGAUUUGUUUUUCAGUACACAGGCUGCCGUCGGGGUUCAGGAUGUUUUGGACGAGGAUCCUAAAGAUAUCACGCUCGACUACACAACCACAGUUUCCCGUCUCGUACAAGCUUAUCAGCCACGCUACCAUGUCAUCGCGGCCAAUAAGUAUUGCUCCUCCCAUUCUUUUUCGUACUCAAUGGAUGAUGUCACCCAAAGACUGAGCGCCAGAAAUUCCCGCGUUGGUCGUUUCUUAACCCUAGCACCUUGUCGUGACGGACCCUCACGAGGGUCGGACAAGUUUGUUCAUGCGCUAAGUCUACAGCCAUCUUUCACUAUGACAAGUCUCGAUUGGCAACGCGAGCGACCUGGUUUUGUUUUGGCGAAUCCAUUCCAGCACUUGGCCUUGGAAGCGUCAACUGAAGCAGAGGAGAGUGACAACUAUGUCAGUGGCACGACUCCUCGUCGCUUGUUUCCUCCUACGUCUCCUCUGACGAUUCGAGAAUACGAUGACGAUCCCCGAACGGGCAGAAAUGGUUUUCAUAACGACGGCGCUCAACUGCAAAGCCAAUCACAAUUCUUUCGAGAAUAUCGUGUGUCCAUAGAUGAAUCCAAUCGAGUACACGUUAGUUCGCACACGUUCUACAGCAAUCUUUCCUCUAUUUCAUUUUGGCAGCAUCUCAGUCAAACACCAAUCCGUUUCGCCACUGAACUGUUCAUGCCGGUCGGCUAUCCGUAUUCUGUUAGAGAAGGAUACCUUUCCUAUCAGAUUUACGAUAGUAUUCAGGGUCUAUCGAGCUAUUUGAGAGCCGUCCUUUGUUCUGCUCAAGUCUUACAGGCAGCCGGUGUCGGCGAUGCAAACGCGACGGCUAUCAUGGCGGCCCUCACGUGGGCGUUAAAAGACGGACUCGGGAUGAUAGGUGGACUGAUUUUUUCCUAUGGAGUUGCUUCUCAUUUGGAUGCAUACGUCAAAGAGUUUCGGCUCUUUGCCGACGUCAUUAACGAUGUCGGUAUGCUACUCGACAUGCUGGCUCCGUAUGUUCCACGCGCCGACUUGAUUUGGAUAUCGUCUGCUGCAACUCUCUGCAAAGUCAUGUGUGGGAUUGCCGCGGGUGCGACGAAAAGCAGUAUUACCCAGCAUUUCGCUUUGCAAGGUAAUAUGGCCGACCUUAACGCGAAAGAAGCAACCCAGGAGACGCUGGUUAAUUUGAUUGGUAUGGUUUGUGGUGUCACGCUAGCCCGGUAUUUGUCGCAAUUGGAAGCGGGUAACGAGGAAGGCGACACUGACCGCAUAGGUUACAGAUCCUGGAUUCCAUGCAUCUCCCACGAUUCGAUUCAAUGGAUGGUAUUUACCAUCCUUACCUUAUUACACAUUUGGUCCAACUGGAAGGGUGUCAGCUUAUUACGCCUAGAAACAUUAAAUCGGGAACGAACCAAGGUUGUGCUUUGUGCGGCUGGGCUGUGGAGGGCACUCGUCCCAGAUUGUGAAGCGUUGCGCAGUGAAAAGUACGCUGAAUUGGGCUUGCUACGGCAAGAAAUGCUGCUCGAGACACUUCAAAAAUGUAUUGAGAAUAUCCCAAGACCAAACGACAUGCGCGAGUCGCUGGCAUCGUCCACGUGGGAUUUGCUGAUGCCGACUCGUUUGGUUUUGCACGCGCGACUAAAAGACAUGAUUGCUAUUGACUGGACUGCAACAAAAGAUUUUGUCAACGAAAAGUACGUUGUUGUUUUAAGCGAUCGAGGACGAGCUCUUGUCUGCCUACUGACGGGGGCAGCGCCGAUGGAUGAGUUGAAAGCUUUUAUGCACGGUCUAUUAAUUCUCAAAUGCCUAGACUCGAUUGGAAGAAAAUUAAAUUUGGGUGACGUUGGUCAGCGAAGUGAGCUGGUCCGUCAAACUCAACAACAAAUCAAUAUGCUGUUUAAUCCAAGCUGGGCAUCACAGUCAGCUCAAAGUGAGAACACCUCUGAGCCUCUCUCGUUUUCGAAGGAGCUGCGAGCCAAGGGGUGGGAUGUGGAUGGCCGAUUAUAUUUGGGCUUUCCCCGUCGACGAAGCCAGUGGAUGCCAGAAAAGGCCGAUUGAAUUCAGAAAACGUGCUUAUUGUUAGAUAUCCAGCUUUUGUACAAUUGAUAAGGCCUGUAUAGAACAAAAAAAUUUAAUUA
Messenger RNA from Phaeodactylum tricornutum CCAP 1055/1, 2825 nucleotides. RefSeq lists its product with no specific name. NCBI's taxonomy places the organism in Eukaryota, Bacillariophyta, Bacillariophyceae, Surirellales, Neidiaceae. The transcript has a single exon. The record is from RefSeq and is a predicted model, not a curated record. Bases 70 to 2745 code for a protein of 891 amino acids.